AUGGCGAGAAAGACUAGUACGCCAUUAACUGCUUCCACGGUUCUCUAUGUGGGACAAUUACCAUACGAGUGGGAUGAAAAUAUAAUCAAGUCGGUAGUUUGUGGAUCCGGAAAUGUCGUGGAUGUUAGACUAGGGUUUGACUACGCCGGGAAAAAUAAGGGAUUUUGUUUUGUCGAGUACCAAACACCCCAGGACACUCAGAAGGGAUUACAGCUUUUAAGUCAAAUAAAACUUUUGAAUAACCAGCCAAAUCAAAAAGGUCAAUACAAAAAAUUAAGAAUUGAGUUGUCGAAAGAAGGAUUGAGAUCAAAUGGACCUUCGGAUUAUAAACCAAUAUUAACGUUGGAUAGGAAGCAUUUACCAAAUACAGUCCAGUUGCCUCCGGAGAUGUUAUAUAAUGGUCCGCCAGUUCCUGCUAAUAAUGGAAAUUUGACUCCUACAUCGACGUUCACCCCACCAGUGAAUCAAUUUCAACCUCAAUUAGUGCCACAACAACCGCAGAACAAUCAGUUCAAUAAUGCCGGUUCGCAUAUGCUGUCGAACUAUUUGUCGACAUCGCAAGGGUUACCACAGCCUUCUAAUUUACCAUUUGCCGUUCCAGACAAGAUUAACGAGACAUUAAGUCAGAUCCCACCUGCGCAACUUAUCGAAUUGAUUUCAAAUCUCAAGAGUAUUUUGAGCGGCCCUAAUGCGAACAGGGCAGUGGAUGUUUUCCAAUUAUCACCUCAGUUAGCCACUGCUGCAGCCCAAGCCUUAUUACUCAUGGGGUUCAUAGACGCGGAUGUCAUAUCCGAAUCCAUGAAGUCUACGUCAAACACUCCAGUUUCUCAGCAACAGCCAAUGCAAGCACCAAUGCAGCCUUCAAUGCAAAAUCAGAUGCAUAAUCAAAUGCAUCCUCACAUGCAACAAGUUCCACAACAACCAUCAUUAUCGCAAAUACCCGGUGUCCAACAAAUAUCAAAUCCUUAUGGUCAACUCCAACAACAGCCAUCGCUUCCACCUACGCCGCAAACAUCCAGAUGGCCUCAUUUGCCUCCAGGGACAGUUGCAAAAUUGUCUGCUAUGGCACCGGAUCAAGCAGACUUAAUCGCCCAAGUUUUGUCGUUGCCUGUAGAUCAAAUUCGUUCUUUGCCUCCAGACAAGCAAAUUAUGGUAACCAAUUUAAGAGCUCAAUACUUAUAA
Debaryomyces tyrocola is the source of this 1182-nucleotide messenger RNA. Lineage: Eukaryota; Fungi; Ascomycota; Pichiomycetes; Serinales; Debaryomycetaceae. The record is from the annotation of a GenBank genome assembly.